CAAGCUCCACCACUGCCUCCAGCAACAUGGCUGCCGGAGUGAAUGAGUUCCGGGUCACGAGGUGUCUCCUUAGGGCUCUCUGGUUAAUGAGAGCAUUGCCUUGUUUUACGAUGCGGGCAGCCCUGUGUCUGGCAUUACUGAGCACGGUUACUCUGCCGAUAUCACAGGGGAAUGAUGAAGGAAAUAUGGUACAUCUUGAUGGUGGAAAAUUCCAGAUGGGAACAAAUGCCCCUGAUGGUAAAGAUGGAGAAGGCCCCAUAAGGCAUAUGGCUGUUAAACCAUUUCUUAUAGACAAGUAUCCAGUUACCAAUCAGGAUUUCAGGGAAUUUGUGCGAUCAAAAAAAUACAAGACUGAAGCAGAAACAUUUGGUUGGAGUUUUGUUUUUGAGGACUUCACAUCAGAGGAACUGAAGAAGAAAGUUACUCAGAAGCUAGAGUCUGCCCCCUGGUGGCUUCCAAUAGAAAGAGCAUUCUGGCGUCAGCCAAGCGGUCCAGGAACAGGGAUAAAAGAGAAGCUGAAUUACCCCGUGCUGCAGGUUAGCUGGAAUGAUGCUAAGGCUUUUUGCCAGUGGCUGGGGAAGAGGUUGCCUACUGAAGAGGAGUGGGAAUUUGCUGCUCGCGGUGGCCUUCAAGGCAGAAACUACCCAUGGGGGGACAUGUUUCAGGCAAACCGCAGCAAUCUGUGGCAGGGUACAUUUCCUAAGAAGGACUUGACAAAGGAUGGCUAUCAUGGGGUGUCCCCAGUAACUGCAUAUCCUGCACAGAAUGACUAUGGAUUAUUUGAUAUGCUUGGGAACACAUGGGAAUGGACGUCUUCAGAAUACACAGUAGCUGGGGAGACUAAGAAACAACAUGGUCAGAAGAUGUACACACUACGUGGGGCUUCUUGGAUUGAUACGCAGGAUGGUUCAUUCAAUCACAAGGCUCGGGUAACGACCAGGAUGGGUAAUACCCCAGAUUCAGCGUCUGAUAACCUGAGCUUCCGAUGUGCCAAAGGAAUCAAACAACCAAAUGGACAAAAAAAAGUGGACUUAUGACAUGCUUGCUUUGAAGAAGCCUGGGCUGUUGUCAUGUGAUAGCAGCUGACAAUCCAGCUCACUAAACUGAAUGGAACUGUCGGUAACCGGAUUGCAGUAGUGGGACACUCAUUUUAUUAAAUCAGUGGAAUGGACCGGCAGUCCAA
Molecule: messenger RNA, 1183 nt
Organism: Pelobates fuscus (common spadefoot toad)
Lineage: Eukaryota; Metazoa; Chordata; Amphibia; Anura; Pelobatidae
Gene: SUMF2
Product: sulfatase modifying factor 2
Exons: 10
Coding region: 27-1037 (336 amino acids)
Cellular component (GO): endoplasmic reticulum
Source: RefSeq, a predicted model, not a curated record